This is a messenger RNA of Silurus meridionalis, 4633 nucleotides long. RefSeq names its product zinc finger protein 436. Lineage: Eukaryota; Metazoa; Chordata; Actinopteri; Siluriformes; Siluridae. Bases 329 to 2014 code for a protein of 561 amino acids. The transcript has 2 exons. Gene Ontology annotation, biological process: central nervous system development; regulation of transcription by RNA polymerase II. Gene Ontology annotation, cellular component: nucleus. Gene Ontology annotation, molecular function: RNA polymerase II cis-regulatory region sequence-specific DNA binding; DNA-binding transcription factor activity, RNA polymerase II-specific. The record is from RefSeq and is a predicted model, not a curated record.
ACUAGUCAGGCUCUUUGGAGACGCCUGCGGUUGAUCAAAUUUGUUCUGUUGAUUCCACAAACUUGUGUAAAAGGAAACUGAUAUAAACAGAUACCGGGUUUGUGUUUGAAACCUAAGCAAGUUAGAUUGUCGAUUCGGUUUAUUUAUUUUGUUGUGUUUUUUUGCACAAGCGUCUGUUUUUCUGCGUCACCCAAACGCAGACGUGUAGCUUAGCCCGCUGUCGAGUGGAGAUCCAGAGCUCUGGAAGUGUCUCGGUGUUGUUCAGGAGACUCCUCGCGGUUUUUUUAUCCUUUCCCUCAGUUUAUGCCUUUUUGUUUAGGUCGCAACAAUGAACUCGAAGAACCUGAAGGCUUUCCUCGAGUCCUCUCUUAACGAGAUCUUCAAGGCGACUGUGGAUAACAUCCUGGACUCUGUAGACCAGACUUUGGCCGAGUACCAGGGACAAAUCCGGCGGAUUACAUCCGAAAACGAGACGCUGCGGGAAAAACUGCGCGUUCAGGAGGCCAGCGUGUGUCCGGUCCCAGUAGUGGAUUACAAUCUUGGUGUUGAUGGGGACUUAGGAACAAUUCUCCAUCCUCAUCCAACUUUACCUCGACAUAAGGGUUCAGGGAAAGCCUCUCAAAAACAGAGGGACGAUUGCGGAAAGAAAGCAGGAAGCUCUAAGCCUGCGUUACAUAACCCGAGUCCUCUUUCAACCAACAGCGGAACACAUCAGUCAGAUAAAGAAGUGCAGAGUACCACAGUACCUUACGUUAAGGCCGACCCAGACUUUGAAGAUGACAACAAUGCAUUACAUCGCCAAUCCCCCGUUAACCUGACAACGAAACUCAUUAAAGUAGAAGGGUCUGAGGAGAGCUUUUCGGAAUGUUACACUGGAUCUCCAGCAGCCCCGUCCAGGACAAGUGAUGAUAAUAUUCAUGUAACCAUGGUGUCCAAUAAGCACAUGAGCAGUACUGUGAGUGAAGAUGAAGCCAGCAAUAUGGGGCAACACGAAUCAGAGAAGUCUGCACACAGCGUCUCGGAGGAAGACGUUGAAGAGCCGACUGAGGACGCCGCUCUCGGUGUCUGUUUUGAAAGUGAUGUCGGAUCGGUUUUAGAACCAGACAAGGAAUUUAUAGAAAACUUUCACUCGAAGGACUCUGCAAACUCGAAAGUUUCGAAAGACAAAACCUUCCACUGCGCGCUUUGCGAGAAAAGCUUUGGCCGAAUGGCGUCGCUUAACAUACACAUGAGAACUCAUAGCUCGGAAAGAGCUCACAUCUGCAGCUACUGUGGGAAGGGUUUCAGCCGAGCCGACCUCCUGAAAAACCAUCAGCGCACCCACACAGGCGAGAGACCAUAUUCCUGUAACCUGUGCGGAAAGAGUUACGGUCAUCAGGGCCAGCUCAGGAUCCACAAACGAACCCACACCGGCGAAAAACCGUACGCCUGCCCGCAUUGCGCCAAGCGCUUUACUGAACACAACCAGCUCAAGGUGCACCUUCGGACGCACACGGGCGAACGUCCGUACUCGUGCAGCGUCUGCGCCAAGACCUUUGCCAGCGCCGGCAACCUGAGGAUCCAUCUCCGGAUUCAUAGCGGAGAAAAACCCCAUUGUUGCAGCCAGUGCGGAAAAAGGUUCAACAGCCAAGGCGACCUCAAAACGCACCUGCGCGUGCACACGGGCGAGCGGCCGUACCACUGCGACCUCUGCGAAAAGACCUUCAGCCAGGCAGGCCACCUGAGCAUCCACAUGCGCAUGCACACGGGCGAAAGGCCGUACGAAUGCGGAAUAUGCGGACGCACCUUCACCGUGGCCAGCAGCCUCAAGCUGCAUCAGCUCACCCACACUGGAGAGAAGCUUCACACCUGCCUACGCUGCGACAAGAGCUUCAGUAGGGCCAGCCAUCUGAAAAGACACGAGCAACUCCACGCCAAAGAGGAAACCAUACUGAAAGGUGUCGAUGAGGCGUCGCCAAUGGAAGACCAAAAUGUUGAUGACGAUGAAGUGCAAAAUUUGGAAGAAAUGGAGUGAAUGAAGGCUUUUCUUACACUGGCCAGUUUAUUAGGUAUGCCUUCCGUUCAGGCCACCUUGUAUUAUCAGUUUAUCAAAAGCUCCCACUACCCCCAUCCACUAACAGAACAGGGGUAUUGUUGAGCAGAUGUUAUUUAGAUGGUGGGCUUUUCUCGAUACAGUAGUGAAAUGGACAUUUGUUGAGGUAUCAAGUACAUUAAAGUGCUAUCCACCAUCUUCUACAUACACGAGCGUGCAGAUGCACACGAUUCGCUAACGUUCAUAGUACGUCAUCCUUUUUACCUAUAGAGUCGGCCAGUUUUACUUGUCGAGUCUCAGCCAUCGAUGGCCAUGGGGUCAACGGCAUUCAAACUCUCAGUUCCUUGACAAUGAUGAGAUUUAAAAGACUUGUACACUCACCGGUCAUUUCAUUAACAGUUAGAGACCAAAGCUCGUCUCUUUUCUGAGCGCAAACCUGCUGUCUGCCUUUUUGGUUUAGAAAGUAUCCACCAACUUAUGAGUUAGCAGGUAAUGCUAUUCUAACUGAUACUUUAAUGUCACUGGGGUCACUGUGCUGAAAUGAUCCACCAUCCAAAAUAGUCCACUGUUGGUCCUGUUCAGUGAUUAGAGGGCUUUUAUUUUUAUGCAGUCAGUAUUGUGUCUACAAAGUGAACUAAUCAGUAGAUCUACAUGUGAAGUCGAUGAAUGCACAUAGCCGUACCCAAUGAAGUGGCACCAGGUGCGAUUCGGGUGCAUUUCGUUUUGCUUUUCAACCCUUUAUUGCACAGUCAUAGACAAAAAUAGCCGAAUGUUUGUCAAACAUGACGUUUGUGAUUUAUUUACACAAGUUAUUCUGCUGGACCUGUGAAAGAAGUUUCGGAUUUAAUUUUGGUAAGUUUUAUUAUGGCAAUUUAGUAGGUUAAAAAAAAAAAAAUGUUGACGUGAUACUUGCACCUUAUGCUCAUCUUAGACUUCGAGGUUCCUCCUGGUGUUAUUCGGUUUUCUCUCCCCACCCAAAAGCAUUCCAGAAGGUGAAUUGGCAAUUCUCUUUCGUCCCUUGGUGUGAUUAUGCGAACAUGGGUUCUGAGAUAAUCUGGUUCCCUCUUCAUGAUACGUGAUCCCAGUGUAGGUCCAAAGUCCAUUACGGACUGGAUCGAGAUAAAGCGGUUACUACAGAUGAAUAAAUGAAUGAACAGCUGAAUAGUUAUCGAUACCUCAACUAAUCAAUAUUUAGACUUCCGUUAACCAAAGAUGGGUUAAAUUAAGGUUUCACUCGCUGUUUUAACUGUUAACACUUUAUAAAAUGACACUUUGAUAGUUAUUAUUGGCUCAUAAUUGAGUAUAACUUAAAUGCAAGUAAAUUUCACCAUUUGAAUGAAAAUCUGUUUUGUGGAAUCAAUUGCAAAAAAAAUUCAUGAACCGGAAACAAUAUUCAAAUACAUCCACAGUUACAUUUGGUGGCCUUGGGAAAACCCUUCAUAUGGCAAAAAAUUGAUAUUUUAUUUAUAGUUCUUAAAACUAUAGGCUUUUCUGGACUGGAUGUGUGGCACUUUGCCAGAAAUGAUCAUAGCAGCCCCCAAUCGGUGUUUUCCCAAACCGUCAUGUGUUUUGGCCAAAUAGAACAAUACGUUCAGUGAAUCCAAUGAAAAUGUUUUCAUGUAAAUGUUCUUUAAUAAUACAGUAUCUAAUGUGACAUUAUUCCUUUGUUUUGUUUUUAAAUACAUUUUCCUGAUUUUUCAAGGUAGAUUUUAUAGGAGUUUAAAAUUUACCCAAGAUUCCCUGCUCCAUGUUCUCAGUCAACACUUAAAUCUCACUGAAAACUGAAUUCAAUGUUUUAAAAGGAGGUGUUUUUAUUUUAUUAUUGUUAAUUUUUUAAUUACUUUCAAAGGAAUCAAAUAACCAGUGUUCUACUGCCGUUAACUGUUAUUAAUUAAAAUAAAAGGACUAUUUAAAUUCUCAAAUCUUGACUAACUGUAUUGUACUGAUCAAAGAUGCUGAAUUUGUUUGUUUUUGUUCUUGUAUCUUAAUUACGGUGUGAUUUUUAUAUUAGCCAACUUUUUUUUUUUUUUUUAUAAUUUAUUUUGGCCGUUUGUGUGCGUCAGAUAUAGUGAUUUCUGUUUCGGCCAUUUCUCCACACCAGUAAAAAGAGUGCAACAUUUUUUAACAUUGCAUAUACUUCCAUUGGAAUUGUUUUAUUAGAAUUAUUUUUAAUUCGGUCAAAUCUUUUAUCCAUUUAAUAUCAAAAAUUGAGUAUUACCGUUACUUUUUGCGCUUUUUCAAUAUCUGUUUCAGCAAAAAGGAACCACGUCGAACUUGACCACAGUCUUGAACUAAACUGAUUUUCGAAAAUCCAUACUUGUGAAAAUGAUGGUAGUUUAUUAACGAUAUUGACGAGCUUAGCUUUGUGACCAAACGCAUUGCAGAAUCCAUUUAAAGUGUGCACAUCGUCGUUGUUUUAGUUUUUCCCUUUUUAUUCUUCUUUUUUUUUAAACCAAAUUCCCCUUGAUAAAAUAAGUUUAGAUAAAAAUGUUAAAGUAUGUACACAGUAUAAUAAAAUUGUUUACUUUGUGGAAAUGUAGUGGAAAUGAAGCCAUUUUUGAAAUCGUCAUUCCAUCCUAAUAAAUGAAAUGAAAAAUCCCA